This is a messenger RNA of Equus caballus (horse), 2326 nucleotides long. NCBI's taxonomy places the organism in Eukaryota, Metazoa, Chordata, Mammalia, Perissodactyla, Equidae. The record is from RefSeq and is a predicted model, not a curated record.
AGGAGGCAGGAGAGCGCGGCCAUGGCGGGCCGGGGCGCCCCCGCCGGCCUCGCGGCCCGCUGGAAACGCCACAUCGUGCGGCAGCUUCGACAGCGGGACCGCACGCAAAAGGCACUCUUCCUGGAGCUGGUGCCGGCCUAUAACCGUCUUCUAGAGAAGGCUGAGCUGCUGGCCCGGUUCUCAGAGAAGAUCCAGCCAGAGCCAAAUGAUGUCACUCCUGCUUCCCACCAGGGCCUCUGAUGGCCUACCAGGUGGUGGAGAAGAGCGCGGCGCUGGGCGCCCUGGAGGCGGAGCUGGAGCAGCGGCAAAGCAGGCUGGCGGAGCUGGAGGCCCGCGUGGCGCAGCUGCAGGAGGAGCGAACGCAGCAGGCGCAGCGGGUGCACGUUCGGCGCGCGCGGAACGCAGCACAACGGGCGGCCUACGAAGCGCUGCGCGCGCACGCCGGCGUCCAGGAGGCGGCCCUGCGCAGGCUCGAGGAGGAGGCGCGCGAGCUGCUGGAGCGGCUCGUGCAGCACAAGGCGCGCGCCGCCGCCGAGCGCAACCUGCGCAACGAGCGCCGCGAGAGGGCCAAGCAGGCGCGGGUGUCCCAGGAGCUGAAGAAGGCUGCCAAGCGGCCCGUGAGCAUCAGCGAGUAAGAAUGGGGAUGCGCCCGGACCUGCCCGCCGAGCCUCCGCCCCGCGUGUGCUGGAGCGCCCUGCUCUCCCGCUGCUGCCUCCAGUUCUACCCCGCCCCCUCUCUGCCCGCGCCACCCGUGCACCUGGCAGCACGUGUGCACGACCGCGGUCCCGAGGCUCUCGCGGACACGUGCAGAUGUGGUCAUAGGAGCCAGCACGGUUGCCUGCCACACGUGCACCCACACGGACCCCUCAUCCCUGGGUCUGCACAUUUUCCCCAUGUUGGACUCUGGGGCACGGACGGGCUGGCCAGUCCCUUGGCCUUCUUGAGCCUCAUUCUCUCUCCCAGGAGCCCAAGCAUCCUAGGCUAUGCUGUCAGGGAGCCGGCCAAGACUCUGGCGCUGGCUGCUGAGCCGGAGUCCCUGGAGAGUGAGGCUGCUGAGAAGUUGAGGAGGCCUUUCAGGUCUGCCUCCGCCACCUCCUUGACGCUGUCCCGCUGUGUGGAUGUGGUGAAGGGGCUUCUGGACUUCAAGAAGAGGAGAGGCCACUCAGUUGGGGGGGCCCCCGAGCAGCGAUACCAGAGCAUCCCUGUGUGUGUGGCAGCCCGGCUUCCUACCUGGACUCAGGAUGUGGUGGAUGCCCACCUCUCCGAGGUCAAUGCUGUUUGUUUUGGCCCCAACAGCAGCCUCCUGGCCACCGGAGGGGCUGACUCCCUCAUCCACCUCUGGAAUGUCGUGGGAGGUCACCUGAAGGCCCACCAGACCCUUGAAGGAGGUGGCGGCAGCAUCACCAGUGUGGACUUCGACCCCUCGGGCUCCCAGGUAUUGGCAGCUACUUACAAUCGGGCUGCCCAGCUCUGGAAGGUUGGGGAGGCGCAGUCCAAGGAGACACUGUCUGGACACACAGACAAAGUGACAGCUGCCAAAUUCAAGCUAACGAGGCACGAGGCGGUGACUGGGAGCCGAGACCGGACAGUGAAGGAGUGGGACCUUGGCCGCGCCUACUGCUCCAGGACCAUCAAUGUCCUUUCCUACUGUAACGAUGUAGUGUGUGGGGACCAUCUCAUCAUUAGUGGCCACAAUGACCAGAAGAUCCGGUUCUGGGACAGCAGGGGGCCCCGCUGCACCCAGGUCAUCCCUGUGCAAGGCCGGGUCACCUCCCUGAGCCUCAGCCAUGACCAGCUGCAUCUGCUCAGCUGUUCCCGUGACGACACGCUGAAGGUCAUCGACCUGCGUGUCAGCAAUAUCCGCCAGGUGUUCAGGGCUGAAGGCUUCAAGUGUGGUUCUGACUGGACCAAAGCCGUGUUCAGCCCGGACAGAUGCUAUGCGCUGGCGGGUUCCUGGGAUGGAGCCCUUUACAUCUGGGAUGUGGACACUGGGAAACUGGAGAGUAGCCUUCGAGGACCCCACUGCGCUGCUGUCAACGCCGUGGCCUGGUGCUACUCCGGAACCCACGUGGUGAGCGUGGACCAGGCCAGGAAGGUUGUGCUCUGGCACUAGUGGCACGACCUCCUGCCCGGGCUGGAGCUCUAGUCCGAAGCCUGAAGCUGGAGGACAGCUUCCUACUGCUCCACCGGGCUUCAGGGUGGGGGUGCGGGGGCCUGGGGGGGUGGCCUCAGGGCCUUUAGUGGGGAAGAAGGCCUGGCAGGACCUGGCCUAUUUGUUUAAAAACUAAGUGUAGGUUGGAGGGAAUUACAGUAUUUUUUUUGUUUA